UAUUCCUGUUGUUCUGUUGAAGAUCCCACUUUGUUUUUGAAGGGAAGGGUGAGGGAAGAGGAGAGACAAUUGGGUUCUUCCAUUGAUUUUUUUUUUCCUUUUGCCUUAUAUAAUUGAAUUUGGACCCAUAGAAAGAGUUCACCUUUUUUCUAUAUUUUGGAAUGCUACUUUACUUCUUCAUCACUUGUUUUCCCUUCAUCUUCUUUUUGAAGUCCUUAACUUUGAAGCCACUCCCAGCAUGGGCAACUGAGAUGAGAUUAUUGUCUCUCUGGUUCUGGAGAGAAGUACCCUUUUUUUCCAUUUUCAAGUCGAUAAAAAAUAGUCUUAGUCUUAGUUAUUUUACCACAAUCCCUUCCAAAAUGUCUCUAAAAAAGAUGUCUUUUACUUCAAAAGUUGAUAACUUUGAGGAGGUUGAAGAAGUGGUGAUGUCAGUUUUGGACUUACCAGAAUUGGUCUUAGAAUGCAUUCUUGAAAGGCUACCACCUGCUGGUCUCUGUAGUAUGGCAGGUGUUUGCUGCUCUUUGAGAAGUAGGUGUAUUAGUGAUCAUUUCUGGGUAAAGCAUUUGAAAAAGAAGUGGGGUAGAGUUAUUGGUCCUGCGGCUUAUAGAGAGUGGCAAUGGCAUACUGCUUCAAGAAAGGAUUCAAGUCAUGUAAAACAGGGGAAGCCAAAAGGUUUGAUGAGGAUUUUAUCAAUUGUUAGGCCAUUUUGGUGGGUUAAAUCAAAGGUUGAUGAUAGUAGUAAGCAGAGUUCUUUGCCAGAUGAUUCAAUCAUGUGUUGGUAUCUUGCUCUUGAAACUGGCAGAUUCUGGUUCCCUGCUCAGGUCUAUAAUCGUGAGAAUGGCCAUGUUGGCUUUAUGUUGUCAUGCUAUGAUGCGGAGCUCAGAUAUGAUCCCCGUACUGACACUUUCCAAGCCAGGUACCCUCCACAUGGAAGGAGGGCCAUGGCCAUAGAGAACUGUGUGCCGUGGGAAAGGCUAAGAGCACCACCUAUUGAUACUUCACCACACGAUCUUCAUAUUUCUGAUUGUUUGAAUGAGCUACGCCCAGGUGAUAACAUUGAGAUUCAAUGGAGAAGAAACAAAGAAUUCCCUUAUGGUUGGUGGUAUGGUGUGGUUGGUCACUUGGAGUCAUGUGAUGGGAAUGAAAAUUAUUGCCGUUGUCAUAAUAGUGACACAGUAGUGUUGGAGUUCAAUCAUUACACCCCUGGCUCAAGGUGGAGACGCACAUCAAUCGAUAGGAAAGACCAUCGAGAGGAGGGAAAUGAGGCAGAUGGAUUCUAUGGGGGAAUCAGAAAACUUAGCAGUGAGGAGGAGAUUACUACAUGGAAGCGGCUCUGGCCAGCUGAAAUCCUGGAAUAGCCUUGUGCAGACAAAUGCUUGCUAAUGUCACCGCGAUUUCAAUACAAAUGGCCUAUUUUCCUUCCAACUAGGCAAAGCUUAUCAGGUUUCUGCUCUAUAAAUGGUGCUCCUGGAAAUUGAAAAUCGACUUCGAAGUUGCAAGAAUGUGGAGUUAAAGUUCAAUGUUCAUGUAAAAUCCCCUUAUUUAUUGGCAUGUCCCACGAUUAUGUAAAGGUUUUUUGUCGAUAAUCAUUUGGGAGCCCAUUGAUUAUUCGAGGAAUAGAGAAUGGCAACUUUAUGCAAACAUCAUAUACCCUGUAGAGCUUUGGAAUUGUAAAUUAUCCUUUGUUUCCA
Molecule: messenger RNA, 1691 nt
Organism: Theobroma umbraticum
Lineage: Eukaryota; Viridiplantae; Streptophyta; Magnoliopsida; Malvales; Malvaceae
Product: F-box protein At2g32560-like
Molecular function (GO): protein binding
Source: RefSeq, a predicted model, not a curated record